Messenger RNA from Drosophila hydei, 10519 nucleotides. It is a transcript of the gene rno, whose product is annotated as PHD finger protein rhinoceros. The record is from RefSeq and is a predicted model, not a curated record. Bases 246 to 10472 code for a protein of 3408 amino acids. The transcript has 8 exons. NCBI's taxonomy places the organism in Eukaryota, Metazoa, Arthropoda, Insecta, Diptera, Drosophilidae. Gene Ontology annotation, biological process: regulation of transcription by RNA polymerase II.
CAAUAAUUCAAUUCACGACAACAACAAACAGCAGCGGAGCUCGCAGCAGCAACAACAACAGCCGGCGGUGUGGCUGUGGUGUCGCCAAUUGUGGCCUUAAGCAUGUAGUCGCAGUUGAGCAGAAAAAGCGGGCGGUCUAAGUAGCACAAGUCGAACCCCUCAGCGCAGGAGGUUCCACAAGGCAAAACCAAUCAAAUAUAUACACACACCCACACAAACAAAGAGAAACAACACACAAAUGAAAAAUGUCACAAAGAGGUAAGCGCGGUAAUCAGCAGCAGCAGCAGCAGCAACAGCUGCAGCAGCAGCCGCCGCAACAGCAGCAGCGACAAGAUGUUGAGCCGCAGCCGCCGCCCACAAAGCGACGAAAAGGACGACCGCCCAAUGGAGCGCCGGCGACAGCAACAGCAUCAGCAACAGCAACAACAUCAACGACAACAGUUGCAGCUACAACAGCAGCAACAGUUGCUGUUAGCGAGCAACAGUCAAUAUCGAAGCUGCCGAGCAAGGCCAAAUCGGCCAGCAAAAGUAAAGCGCAAAGCAACAGUAACAACAAUAAUAGCAAUAGCAACAACAGCAGCAACAACAACAGCAACAACAAUAACAACAGCAGCAACACCUGGCAAGCGCGCUCCGUGGCCGAUAUUAAAAUGUCGAGCAUCUACAACCGAAGCUCAACCGAAGCGCCAGCUGAACUGUAUCGCAAGGAUCUCAUAAGCGCAAUGAAAUUGCCUGACUCAGAGCCAUUGGCCAACUACGAGUAUCUGAUUGUAACCGAUCAAUGGAAACAGGAAUGGGAAAAAGGCGUACAGGUGCCCGUUAAUCCCGAUUCGCUGCCCGAGCCGUGUGUCUAUGUGCUGUCCGAGCCAAUUGUAUCGCCAGCGCAUGACUUUAAGCUUCCAAAAAAUCGUUUCCUGCGCAUCACCAAAGAUGAACAUUACUCGCCAGAUUUGCAUUGUCUGACGAAUGUUGUUGCACUGGCGGAGAACACAUGUGCCUAUGACAUUGAUCCCAUCGAUGAGGCUUGGCUGCGUUUAUAUAAUGGCGACCGUGCACAAUGUGGCGCAUUUCCCAUUAACGAAACUCAGUUCGAGCGGGUCAUCGAAGAUCUAGAGGUUCGCUGCUGGGAGCAAAUCCAGGUCAUACUUAAGAAAGAGGAGGGUCUGGGCAUUGAGUUCGAUGAAAAUGUUAUAUGUGAUGUUUGUCGCUCGCCAGACUCCGAGGAGGCCAACGAAAUGGUAUUCUGUGAUAAUUGCAACAUCUGUGUGCAUCAGGCUUGUUACGGCAUUACAGCGAUUCCAUCAGGCCAAUGGCUUUGUCGCACUUGCUCGAUGGGCAUUAAGCCAGAGUGUGUGCUCUGUCCCAAUAAGGGAGGCGCCAUGAAAUCUAAUAAAUCGGGCAAACAUUGGGCGCAUGUCUCGUGCGCCUUAUGGAUACCAGAAGUUAGCAUUGGCUGUGUUGAUCGAAUGGAACCGAUAACAAAAAUCUCAAGCAUUCCUCAAAGUCGUUGGGCAUUGAUUUGUGUACUUUGUCGUGAGCGUGUGGGAAGCUGUAUCCAGUGCUCUGUGAAGACGUGCAAGACGGCUUACCAUGUCACCUGUGCGUUUCAGCAUGGACUCGAGAUGCGCGCCAUUAUCGAGGAGGGAAAUGCCGAGGAUGGUGUGAAACUGCGAUCCUAUUGUCAGAAACAUAGCAUGAGCAAGGGCAAAAAGGAGGGUGCACAUACAUCGCAUACAUCAGCAUCCAGUUGCAUGCAAAAGCACAACAACAAAUUCUCUUCGAGCACUGGACAUGCUAACGAGGAGGGGCAUACAGCGGGUGCCAAAGGCGAAGAUCAUCGGAGACGUAAAAAUCAUCAUCGCAAGAACGACAUGACCUCAGAAGAGCGCAACCAGGCGCGUGCGCAAAGAUUACAGGAGGUCGAAGCGGAGUUUGAUAAGCAUGUGAAUAUUAAUGAUAUAAGCUAUCAUUUGUACGAUGUGGAUGAGGAUGCCAUUGAGGCCAUUUAUAAUUAUUGGAAACUGAAGCGCAAAUCGCGACAUAAUCGUGAGUUAAUUCCGCCUAAAUCGGAGGAUGUGGAGAUGCUCGCACGCAAGCAAGAGCAACAGGAUCUCGAGAAUCAUAAAUUGGUUGUGCACUUACGUCAGGACUUGGAGCGUGUGCGUAACCUUUGCUAUAUGGUCAGUCGACGUGAGAAGCUGUCGCGCUCGCUGUUCAAGCUGCGUGAGCAGGUAUUCUACAAGCAGCUCGCUGUGCUUGAUGAUGCAGUUGUGCAGCCGCAGCAGCAGGGAACAACGGACAUCAAGGAGCAGCCUGCUUUGGACACGGAUGCCAUACUCUAUGCAAACGAUGGACCCACUCUUUAUGAUCGGUUCUAUAGCUCGGAUCAGCUAACUGUGCCGGCACAGUAUCAGAGCUUGGAAUACAUAUUAGAGCAGCUAAAGGGUAAAAAGCAGGCACGUGGACGCGCCUCUCAAUCGCCCAACAAGCGCAAGCAGCAGGCGGCGGCUAUCAAGAGUUCGCCCAAAAAGAAACUCAACAAUGGUGCAAUAACUACAACAACAAAUGUAAACACAACAUCAACAACUGCAACUGUAACUGGAGCAAUGGCUAAUAAGGCCGCCAAGCCACGUGGCUCGCCAAGGGCGCCGACAACGGCGUCUACGGCGAUGCCGUGUGCGGGGAGGCGUGCCUCGAAGAGCGGCCAGGCAACGACGGCGACGUCGAGCCAUCAACAACAACAUAAAUUGUCUAAAUCAUCUAAUGCAAUUGGCGGCACGUCCGCCCCUACGUCUAGCGGCAGCUCAUCAUCGGCUGAUUCCAGCUCGGCGCACGGCAGUAGUAGCAGCAGCGCAAGCAGUAGCAACAGCAGCUCCGACUCGAGCAGCGCCACCGAUUCAGGCAGUGAAAACCGCAGCUAUCGCAGUAAAGCACAACCAGGAGGAACAGCUACAGCCGGAGCAGUCAAACCCGUGCGUAAACAAACCUAUGCGCGCAGCGUUGAGCAGCGCAAGAAACAGCGACAGCGGCGUCAAAGUGAGGCAGCUGCGUGUGCGUCUGCAGCGUCUGCGAAUGCACGUACCAGCUGCAGUAGCAGCAGUAGCAGUAGAAGCAGGAGUAGAAGCAGCAGCUCCUCCAGCGAUGAUAACGAGGAACGGACGCAGCGUGUCAAACGUGUCAACAAGUCAACAACUGCAACAGCAACAGUACCUGCCAAAAGUCAAGCAACUAAGUCAAAGCAAAGCACAACUGCAACGAGCACAGCUCGACGAAAAUUGUCCAGUAAUGGGGCAGCAGCAGCAGCAUCAUCUACGGCGUCUACAACGACGCGUGGCCUUGCCCAGAUGGACAAGGAAAUGCGGCAGCAAGACCCCAACAGUUUGUCCAGCGAUGAAAGUGAGGAGUUGCUGCCUGUAAAGCUAGCCGAGCGACAGGCGCGCAAUCACAAUGCAAGCGCAGCAAAUACAAAUUCCACUCCAGCUUCGGCUGGGACAACGGCAAUAACAGCACUGCGCAAGCCUGGUCAGCACAUCUAUUCCGAUUCGGAUAGCUCUACAACAACAACGCCGGAGCGUCAAGCGCCGAAGCGGCUGGAAGAGGAGGAGCAGGCGGCAGCGGAAAGCAAUGUUAGCGACUCACAAAAUCAGCAAACGAUACGCACCAAAGCAGCCAUGAAGGAGUUUGUUCCAGGCACAACAGCAACGACACCUGGAGCAACAACAACUGCAAUAACAACGGCAAACAAAUCAAAAGCCAACAAAUCGAAAGCAAAUGCCCCCGUCUUUCCGCCUGUGGAUCUGCUGGUAGUUCCUCAGAGGCAGGCAGCCAAAAAGGCAAGCGAAAAUAUGCGCAUCUCCACGAAUCUCGCCACUGCGCUGCUGCCCGAUGCUAACGAGCGAUUGAGAGAGCCAGAGCCAAGCAGCAGCAACACUGGAGCAAGUGCAGCCAAUGCCACCAGCAGCAGCAGCUCAAAGAGCAAAUCGAAGGAAGCAGCGAAUCGCCUGCUUGACGUGGAUAAAGCGCGACCGAAGGAACUGCAAAAGACAACAGGCAAAACGGCGGGCGACACGACAGCUGAGCGUGGCAAGCGUGGCAGACCUCCCAAGCAGCAAAAGGAAAAGGAAAAGGAGAAGGAGAAGGAGAAGGAAAAGGAAGAGAAGGACAAGGAAAAGGAAAAGGACAAGGAAAAGGAAAAGGAGAAAGAAAAGCCAGCGCCCAAAAACAAUGAACUAGCCAAGCUUGGCAACUUUGCCGUCUCGUAUGUGCCACAGCGACAGGCAGCUAAGAAAGCUGCCGAACAGCUAAAGAGCAGCGGUGCAGCUUUGAUCAAAUCAAGCCAAGAGCCGAGUACAAGUGCUGCAAAUGAAGAGACGGGAGCAGGAGUUACUGCAGCAGCAGCAUCAACAACAGCAACAAGCACGUCACCCGUGAAGGCAGCCAAACAGCAGCAACAGACGACGCCUGUGCGCCGCAACUCGCUAUUGAAGGAGACCACACGCCGGCGUUCCAAGGAGGAAGUGGCACCAACGCCCGUCAAGCGACGCAUUGCAUCGCCUAAUCUGUCCAGCUCCAGCUCGGCUUAUAGCGACAGCAGCAGCAGCAACUCCUCCAGCAGUAACAGCGACAGCAGUAGCAGUGGCAGCGGUAGCGAUUCAGACAGCGAUAGUGAGGCAACAGCUCAGGAGAAGCGCAAGCCGCCAGCAGCAGUUGCAGCAGUAGCAGCUACUACUACUCCGGCAUCCACGUCCACCUCCACUUCCACCUCAGCAUCCAUCUCCGCAUCCACCUCCGCCUCUAGCUCAAUUGUGCCAAAGCGUUCGCCGCGAAAAUCGCUGGACAAGCCAGCCCCAGCUGUAGCUCCACCUCUGUCCAGUCGAACGCGUCAGAAUUCCACAAAUAAAUCGCCAAAGAGAACGCCGCAAAAGUCGCAAGCGCCGGAACCGCAUGCCACGCCCAAGUCGACGCAGCGUCGCAAAUCCUCGUUAGACGAUCUUACCAAACAGACACCUCCGGAGAUUAAUAAACGUGCGACGCGCAACUCCAAAUCGCGACCUCCUUCACCUGUCGUGGUGAGCCAAGCGAAGGCUAGUCCGGAAAAGCCAACGGUUUCCCGACGCAAAUCUAGAGCGGAAUCACCGAAGAAAACGCCGCCAAAUCUAGAGCAUGAGAUAGCGCAGCGUAAGGCGGCAACGGGUCGAACGACAAGUGCAUUGGAUAAGCUGCUCGAUAAGAAGCAGCAGCAGCUUAACAAUGCCACGCCCACGCCCACAGCAACGCCUACAACAACACCGACGCCUCCAGCCAAGCAGAGAGUCCCCAGUCCUGAAGCUGAAAUCCUUCGGCCAUCCACUGCCCAGCAGGAGUCCGGUGAGCAGCCCAUGGACAUUGAUGAGGAACUAACCACAGCGCCCACACACACUCAACUCUCGGCCAAUGCCAGCAAAUUGGCGGAGCUCUCAGCGGCGGACAUCGAUGAACGACCGCCGGCAGCUCCGUUGCCCGCCUCGCCCACACCAACGCCUUCAAAUGAUGAGCUCUCCGAUGAGGCGGGCAGCGAUCAGAGCGAACGGCGCCGCAGCAAUCGCUGGGGCUCCCGUCGCAGACGCCGGCGCACACGCGACGAGGACGACGAGGAACAGCACACGCACCACACGCAGCAUUUGCUCAAUGAGAUGCAAAUGGUGCGUGAACUGGAGGAAGAGCGCAAGAAUGAGUUGCUUGCGAAUGCCAGCAAAUACUCCGCAUCCACAUCCUCGCCUGCUGUUACAGUCAUACCACCCGAACCGCCAGAGAUAAUUGAGCUGGAUUCGAACUCGAAUUCAGGUGAGCACCAGCAGCAGCAGCAGCAACAACAACAACAGCAAUUGCCUUUGCCGGAGGCUGUUGCCACGCCGUGUGCCGUUUUGGAGCUGCAUCAACCCAUUGUGGAUGCCAUUCUGGAAAUGGAAGAUAGCAAAUAUGGCAAUAAUUUUGCCACCAAUGUAGCCAAUGUUCUCAAUCCGCCCAACUCGGGCCCAAUGACGAGCCUGUUCGACAGCAGCGGCAGUGGCAGUGGAAGCAAGCAAAUCUUUGAGGAGGACAGCACGCUGGCUACGCGUAAUCUGGUCGAGAAGUUGCGCAAGACGAAACGCAAACCUUUGCUGGACGAUUGCAAAGACUCGCUGGAUUUGCUGCCACCCACUCCAGCUAUACCCUCGGUCUUUCCCUUUCACAAUGCAGCUGAUCCUGAAGAUUUGAUACAUGCACAAAAGGAACUCCAGCAGCAGCAACAACAACAGCAGCAGCAGCAGCAGCAGCAGAGUUGUCUCUUUGGCAGCUCAGCACCCAAUUCGGUGGCCAGUCAGUUGACCAUCAAGGAUUCGCCCCUAACAGCAAACAGUGGAGGCAGCUAUGCCAAUAGUUUGACCAAUACGCCCAAUGCCACGCCUACUACAAAUGCAAGUGCCAACAAUUUGGGCUACAGCAAUGUGAACUAUAGUUGUUACCUGAACAAAUCUUCGCCCCAACUGCCGCAUAAGCCAAGCAAUGGCAACCAGUUGGCCACAACUCCAACUGCAACUCCAACCACAUCAGUCUCAGUGGCUGCACCACCGCCCACGCCCGACUUUGUGGAUCUGGCAGCAGCAGCUGUGAAGAACAGCGGAUAUGCAGCGGGCGCUGCGGGAGGUGCUUCGUCGCUGCCUGCCCAGGCUAAUGCAGCCAUCAAUUCAUCCAACUCCCAAUCGAACAACAAGCUGAGCGAUUAUGAUGAAAACACACGAAUGCAAUCGCCGUUUGGAAGGAUGCAGCGUUGGAAUGAGAACGAUUUAAUUGCAGCCCGGCGCAGCAGUUCGCCCAGUUCUGUAUCCGAGUCGAAUGAUCAACCGCCGAGUCAGGUGGCCCAGCAGCUGGACAAGAGCUACUUCAAUAGCUAUGCAGCGGCGGCGGUGAGUGCGCCAGCGGGAGCCGGACCAGCAGUUAAUCAAGGUGCUCCAGCUAGCAAUAACAACAGCGCAGUAUCAGCGGGCAGUGCAGGCAGCGCUUUCGGCAGUCAUACACCACUCGUCAAUGGCAUCGAUGCCAUGUCCAUGUACAACAGUGCAACGCAGCAGCAGCAGACCACGCCCACUCACCCGCAACGCACGCCCAAUAGCCAAUAUAAUGGUGGCAUCUAUCCACAGUUUUCGGCCAUCAUUCCGCAGCAGCAGCAGCAGGUGGUGCAGGCAACGCUUGCUGAGCCGAACUCUCAGACCUUGUUUGGCAACAGCUCGCAGCCUAAUACGCCAUAUGUGAGCACGCCCUAUGCCACGCCCAAUCUGACGCUUACCACAACGCCCAAUCAUCAGUAUCCAGUGGAUGGAAAUCUAACGCCUUAUCCGCUGCUGAGCAGCUGUGCGGAGCAGUUGCCAACGAUGAUGCAGCAGCAGCAGUCAGUGGAUCAGGUGCAGCCAGUUCAGGUGCCUCUGCCCGUGACUGUGCCCGUGGCUGUGCCUGUACCUGUGCCCGUAACCGUACCUGUGCCAGUGCCCAUAGCUGUGCCUGUUUCUCUGCCCCUUCCCAAUAAGGAGAGCAUCUCGCCCACCAAGCGAAGUAGCAACAAUUCUUCCAAGCAACAGCAACAUCAGAAGCAACAGCAGCAAAUGCAGCACAAAUCGCCGCAGCUGCCGCAAGGCAAAUCCCCUGGCAAAUCGCCCAGACAACCUGUUGUGCUGCAUCCACCGCCCACCCCGCCGACACCCAUAACUACACCCACAGUCACGCCCACGCCGACAGUAUCGAAAUACGAUCCGCUAACGCACACGCUGACAGGGAAGCUGCGUCAGCGAGCGCCGCGUGGCAGUGGCGCCCAAACAGGCACGCGUGGCCGUGGACGCGGUCGUGGCCGUGGCCGAGGAGGCAAUGCAUCUAACACUGUUCUCCCACUGCCCCCGGCCAUGUCGGACUAUGGACGGAAUACGCACAUUGUGAGCAAUCUGGUGGGCACGCCCUACGAGUUCAACAACUACGACGACGAGUUGAGCGGUCCCGGUGUGGAGAAUUUGGAAUCGUUGCGCAAUCGUCGACGCAGUUUCGACCGAAAUGCAGGAGCAGCCGGUGGUGCAGCGGCCCCAAGCAACACCACUAGCUAUGCUAGCUGCAAGCUGCGAGGGCAGAAUAAGGCGAAUAAUCCCUUGCUGCAUGCCAUAGUUCAGCCCGUGUUGCCUGGUCCAGUGGACAUGCGCACCUAUAAUCUUGGAUUCGAGGCACCACACAGCACCGCCUCCCAGGAAGCGUACCAAAACAAUCUUCUGGGUGCCUUCGAUUCUGGCACAGCGGAUCAGACGCUCAGCGAGUUCGAUGAGGAAGAUGAACGACAGUUUCAAUCGGCCUUGCGAGCCACAGGAACCACCAGCAGCAGCACCACUAAUAACAAUAAUAGCAGCAAUAACGCGUCACCUAACAAACCACCCAGCGGAGCAAGUGGAGCAGUGCCUAGCAGCCUGCUAAGCAGCGCGUUGCAAUCGAGCGAAGCAAAUCAAGCAGCUCCCGUUAACACGCUCGUUUCCGAGCUAGUGGUGCCUGCGCUAGAAGCCUCGCUGGAAGCCACCUCUGAAGAGAUAUCCAUCGAUUCGGACACCACCACGCUAACCACCAAGGCUUCGCUGAAUCAACUCAAACUUAAAAUCAAAGAACCACUCGCCUAUCCGGAUCUGCACUACAGCAGCGUAACGAACAGCAGCUGCCUCUCAAGUAGUGGCAGCUUGGUGCAAGCGAAUGUGGUGCAAACCACCGUGACAGCGCAGCUGAGUGGUGCCACUGUGGCCAGCACCUCGGCGGCGUGCACGCUGAGUGUGAGCGGAAACUCGCGGCGGAUGCGCAAGAAAGAGUUGCUCAGUCUGUAUGUGGUGCAAAAGGAUACGCUAAAUGACGAUAGCUCGUGUGGUUUGCCGGCUGCUUCGGACAGCCAGCCGCUGGAGAACAUGCGCAAAUCGGAUGCCAGCGAACUGGAUGACGAGCAGCAGCAGCAGCAACAGCAGCAGCCAACGGCCAGUGGCGGCAAUACGAAACGAUUCAAGAAGACCGCAAGCAACAGGGAGCUGCGUGCGCUAGACGCGAAUGCCUGCCUUGAUGAGCAGCUGUUGCCAGCGGGUGGUCCAGCCGGUGCUCAACCUCCGGAUGGUCGUCGACGUAGCGCCUGCAGUUCGGGCAGCGCCGACAAUGGCAAAACUGGAGCGGCAAGCAGUGCGGGCAAGCGACGCGGACGUAGCAAGACACUGGAAAGCAGCGAGGAUGACCAUCAGGGACCCAAGUUGAAGAUCAAGAUACGCGGGCUGCCAGCCACAAACGAGACGAAUGCUGGAUUAUCAGUCAGUGGCUUGGAUGGCAGCAGCAGCAGCUACAGCUACGAGAUGACGCGACGCGCCUGUCCGCCCAAGAAGCGGCUCACCAGCAAUUACAGCACUCCAACGCUGGAGGAGAUCAAGCGUGAUUCGAUGAACUAUCGCAAGAAGGUAAUGCAGGACUUUGACAAGGGCGAGGAUAACAACAAGCGUGAGCUGGCGGGCGACAACGAAACACUGCUGGUCAAGCCAAAGAAGGACAAAAAGGACAAACCGAAGAAGGACAAAAAGGAGAAGAAGCGCCUUAAGCAACAGCAACAGUUGCUACAGUUCAGCAACAACAACAGCACCACCACCACCUUGACCACCAUGACAACCACGCUGAUUGAGAACACGGUCAGCGAUUCGCCUGGCGAGAAGCCAAAGCUUAUAUUGAGAAUCAACAAGCGCAAGGCGGAGACAACGACGACCACAAAAAUUAACUUCGAGCAGCAGCAGCAACAAGAGCUGCAGCAUCAACAGCAACAGCAGCAGCAAAUGGAGGCUCCACUGCGCUUGAAGAUCGCGCGUAUUUCAGCUGGAGGCGCCUACGUCAUCGGUGCCAAGACGGACAACAAGGAGCCAACGCCAGCGUCAUCCGUUUCACCGGCUGCACCUGCUGAAUUGUCGCUGUUGCCACUGGUCGGUGCAUCGCCAUCGCUCACCAACAACAACAGCAGCUUCACGCCUCACUCCCAGAACGCCAAUGCUUCGCCUGCGCUCCUGGGCAAGGAUACGAGCACACCCUCGCCGCCCUGCCUGGUCAUCGACAGCAGCAAGAGUGCGGAUGUGCAUGACUCCACCUCGUUGCCAGAGAGCAGCGGUGCAACGGUUGCCUCAGUCGUGAGUGGUGUUAGUGGCGUCGUGGGUGUUGCUGAUGUUGUUGGCGUCGGUGUUGGUCCCAAUUCGCCGCUGUGCGUUAAUGUGGGCAACUAUGAUAAUAGCAACAAUUCGUUGCCGUCGGCCAGUGGUUCCGGUUCCGCAUCCAGCAAUUCCUGCAACAGCAAUUCGAACAACAACAACAAUAACAACAAUAAUAAUAACAACAACAACAAUAAUAACAACGGCAACAACAACAACGGCACCCGCACGGGCGGUUUACUUCCACUGAAAAAAGACUGUGAGGUUAGAUGAUAAUCAUAAAGCCAGCGUUCGACCAAGCUAUAUAUAUAUAUACAUAU